Sinocyclocheilus anshuiensis is the source of this 3687-nucleotide messenger RNA. Its product is annotated as estrogen receptor-like. Gene Ontology annotation, cellular component: nucleus. Gene Ontology annotation, biological process: steroid hormone receptor signaling pathway; regulation of DNA-templated transcription. The record is from RefSeq and is a predicted model, not a curated record. Lineage: Eukaryota; Metazoa; Chordata; Actinopteri; Cypriniformes; Cyprinidae. Gene Ontology annotation, molecular function: nuclear estrogen receptor activity; zinc ion binding; steroid binding.
UGUUCCUGGUGUGGGCUCAUGCUGCUUGUUGACCUAUCCUUUGAGAGCGCAAUUUGUUUACUUUCACAAACCACAGACAGUGAAAGCAAGAAGGACACAGGAAGUCAGAGAUACAUCAGCGAGGGGAUGCACCCAGUCUACUUGUGAUGUGGCUAAACUUAUUAAUCAGAGGACUGGUUUGAAUUUUGGGCAGACCAGCCAAGAGGCUGCUGGUGCCAGGCAGCGACGCAGGACCAGCCCGAGACCGGAGAGAGAAGACCUGGAGGGACUUUCCUCACCACCCACUGCCCACAAACUCUCACCCAUGUACCCUAAGGAGGAGCACAGCACGGGGGGGAUCAGUUCCUCUGUCAACUAUCUUGAUGGAGCCUAUGAGUUCCCAAACCCCACACAGACCUAUGGCACCUCGUCACCCGCCGAGCCUGCCUCGGUUGGAUACUACCCAGCUCCCCCGGACCCCCACGCGCCCCCUGCUGAAGAACAUCUGCAGACCUUAGGCACCGGAUCCGGCAGCCCUCUCAUGUUUGCACCCUCCAGCCCUCGGUUGUCCCCGUACCUGAACCAUCAUGGGGGACACCACUUGACCCACCAGGUGUCUUGCUACCUGGACAGCCCUUCUUGCACCGUCUACAGGUCCAGUGUUGUGUGUUCUCAGCAGGCAGGUGCUGGUUUGUGUGAGGAGCUGUGCAGUGUCACUGACAGACAGGAGUUGUACUCCGGAUCAAGAGCCGCAGGAGGGUUUGAUUCCGAGAAGGAGACGCGCUUCUGUGCGGUGUGCAGUGACUAUGCGUCUGGCUAUCAUUAUGGAGUGUGGUCCUGUGAGGGAUGCAAAGCUUUCUUCAAGAGAAGCUUUCAAGGUCAUAAUGACUAUGUUUGUCCGGCAACCAACCAGUGCACUAUUGACAGAAACCGCAGGAAGAGCUGCCAAGCAUGCAGACUACGCAAGUGUUAUGAAGUAGGCAUGAUGAAAGGAGGUAUUCGUAAGGACCGCGGAGGCCGCGCUAUCAGGCGUGACAGGAGAAGGAGCGGUAAUGAAGAUCGUGUCAAGAGCUACAGUGAGCAGUCUAGCCGCACCGGUCUGAGAACAGCUCCUCUGCAGGACAGGAGAAAGAGCAGCGGUGGUGUGGUCGGUGCUUUAUGCAUGCCUCCUGACCAGCUGCUGGUGUUGCUUCUGGGGGCAGAGCCGCCGGCCGUCUGCUCACGACAGAAACACAGCCGCCCAUACACCGAGAUCACCAUGAUGUCCCUGCUCACAAACAUGGCUGACAAAGAACUCGUCCACAUGAUCGCCUGGGCUAAGAAAGUCCCAGGCUUCCAGGAUCUCUCUCUGCACGAUCAGGUUCAGUUGUUGGAGAGCUCUUGGCUGGAGGUGUUGAUGAUCGGCCUCAUAUGGAGGUCUAUUCAUUCACCUGGAAAACUCAUCUUUGCUCAGGAUCUCAUCUUGGAUAGGAGUGAAGGAGAAUGUGUCGAGGGGAUGGCUGAGAUUUUCGACAUGCUCUUGGCGACUGUGGCUCGCUUCCGUAGUCUCAAACUCAAGCUGGAGGAAUUUGUAUGUCUCAAAGCCAUCAUACUUCUCAAUUCUGGUGCAUUUUCAUUCUGCUCCAGUCCAGUGGAGCCCUUGAGGGACAGCUUCAUGGUGCAGUGCAUGCUGGACAACAUCACUGAUGCCCUCAUUUACUGCAUCAGUAAAUCGGGUGCCUCGCUGCAGCUGCAGUCCCGCCGUCAGGCCCAGCUCCUGCUGCUGCUCUCAAACAUCAGACACAUGAGCAACAGAGGAAUGGAGCACUUAUACCGAAUGAAAUGUAAGAAUCGAGUCCCGCUGUAUGACCUUUUGUUGGAGAUGCUAGACGCCCAGCAAUUCCAUUCUUCAGGAAAGGUGCAGCGACUGUGGGCACAGAGUGAGAAAGACCCCCCAUCUACACUCACAACCAGCAGCAGCAGCCUCUCCAGAGGUCCUGGAGCCAUGCUGCCCAACACUGCCUCACGACCAGAGUCCAGACCCCAGACCCCUGAGCUGUGUAAUGCAAUCCAACAACUGAAGAAUGUGAAGACUGAAGCAGUCAGUGCUGUCUCUCCUUGUGCCUUAUCAAAGUCCACUUUAGAUUCUGAAAGACCCAUCUAGAAAAAUGUAAAAACAUAUCUGUAGAAAUGGACAGGUUAAGAACAAGGCUCCCAAACACUAUACAUCUGUGGUCACUUGAUUCAUUAGUUUUGAAAGACAUUUUGAAAAAGUGUCAUACUUGUAAAAAAAAAGAGAAAAAAAAAAGGUCUCUUUGGCCUUUGUGGCACGCUGAGAGACAGAUUUAUGUAGAAGCUGCUAAUUCUUCUUCUUCUUUUCUUUUAAUGACCAAUGGAGUGACAGCUUUGACGUCACAAACUUACUUAAGCUAAACAAACCAAAAAAUUCAAAGGAAAAAAAAAGAGCAGGUGGCUUGUGAAGUACUAUACAUCAUAAAGUAGCAUUUCUGACUGACAGCAGAUUUGACAGUGGAAUGUCAAUAUAACGUCACCUGUUUUUAGUACAGUAACUUAAUAAUCCUUGGUAGCUAAAGUUUAAGCUUUAGUUACCAAGGAUUAUUAAAUUACUGUAGUGGUAUGUUACCUGAAAUGUAGAAGAACCGAAGAACUUCAUAUUGCAGCAUCCGUGUUACACAUUUUUCAUGUUACUAUUAUUAUAUGCAUUAUAGCAAUAACAAUAAGUAUGUAUAAUUACAAGCAGCGCUUAAUAUAAAAAAACUGAAUAGAAAAUACUUAAUAUAAAACAAACUGAAAACAGGAGAAAAGUUACUCUUGGAAAAAAACAAGAAAAAAAUAAAAUUAUGUAAUAUAUUCUCGCAAUCAGAGAUGUAUUUAUCAAUAAAAAUCACUGCUCUAUUUUUAAUGUUAAAGAAGUAAUUUUAACUCGCAUGGGGGGGAACUGCUCAGUGAUUAGUGGUGAUAUUAGUGGCAUCUUUUUGUCCAAAGAUGUUUGCUUAUUGGUUGGUUAAUAUGACAAAAAUGUUACAUCCUAUUUUUGCUGUGUUAAAGUGCUGUAAUUGGUUUUAUGGCCAUGUUAAUUGACAUGUAAAUGCUGAUUGUUAUAAGCAUUGUGACAGCUUGAAAUGAAUAACGGCCUAUAAUCACUGGUACGCAUUCAGUGCAGGAACUGACACUGACUGCCUUACACUAGAUUGCCAUAUUUUUCCUCAAAUCUGUGAAUGUGUAUGCUCAUAGUCCAGUAGACUAGUACAUUACAUUUAUCAGCUAUUACAUUUGAUACUUGAAUGUUAUGAUUUGUACAGUAUGUUUUCAUUUUGAAGGACCUGAAUGUGAAAAUGUUAAUUUGGCUGAAUUAAUUAUAAAGGAAAGAGUACAAAAAAAAAAAAGUAACUUUAAAAUGAUACUUUUAACUUAACAUAAUGGGCAGACUAGCAGAAUUUUUAUAUAUAUAUAUAUAUAUAUAUAUAUUAAAUGAAAAGAUGUCUUUAUUGUCAGCAUUAGCAAACUGUACAUACAUAAAUAGGCAUAGACAUUGUAAUCAUGUUUUUGUCACACUGUCAUUGUCAUAACACACAAAUUAAGAUACAGUCAGUAGAUAACGGUAAUAAAAAGCACGCGUCUCUCAUAGAGCUACAUCGGUGACUGUUUUACAUUUCUGGAAGAAAAAAAAAAAAAAAGUAACUCCAUGCCAUAAAAUAAAAAUGUGAA